AUGAGUAUAGAGACACAGAGUGCUGAAGCAUUGGUGUACAACCUACAAAGUAGCCCGCUAGGGGACUUAGUGGCAGCAGGAGCAGAGGAUGGGUCCAUCACUCUGUACAAAAUAGCAAGUGAUAGCACAGUUCCCGUGCAGAAGCUAUCGUAUAGCUCCUCUGCUAUAUUCUCUAUUCUCUUCAUGGACGAAAGAAUUGUAGCAUCAACACACGAUGGGCAUUUGCUGGUGUGGAAGAUGGGCGCAGGCGAGUAUGCGUUUGAGUCAUCUAUUUCUGUGUUCCAGGGAUGCAUUAAUGUAAUAUGCGAGUACAAGGGAGACAUCCUAUGCGGAUGCUCAGAUGGAAGAGUAAGAAGAGUCACAAUGGCAGGCAGCACGUCUAUGGAGUGCACAGCGCACAAACACGGCGUAACAGGAGUCACUGUCCACAAAGAGUACAUUAUUACAUCAGGAGUUGAUGGAUCUGUAAAGAUAUGGAAGGAUACAGAUCUUUCAUUGCUCUUGGAGAUAAAAGAACACACAAAGCCAGUGAGAGACUGCAAAGUGUGUGUUAAUGAGUACGGGUCUUUUAUUUUUGCAACCUGUGCAGACGAUGGGCUUUUGCUGAUAUUCACAGAAGAAAAAGACGCGCCCCUGAAGUUUGCGGUAGAUAAGCACGAGAUAGGAGCACCCUGCAGCAAGUUAGCAUGGACACAGCUGGGAUACGCCCUGGCUGUGGGGUAUGGAAAAGGCGAGGUAAAAGUCUUUGCGCCUGCAGGCCCAACAGAGUGGAAAGAAACGCCAACUAUACUUCCAUAA
This is a messenger RNA of Nematocida minor, 798 nucleotides long. Its product is annotated as protein transport protein SEC13. Gene Ontology annotation, biological process: proteasome-mediated ubiquitin-dependent protein catabolic process; ubiquitin recycling. NCBI's taxonomy places the organism in Eukaryota, Fungi, Microsporidia. Gene Ontology annotation, molecular function: ubiquitin binding. The coding region runs from base 1 to 798 and encodes 265 amino acids. The record is from RefSeq and is a predicted model, not a curated record. Gene Ontology annotation, cellular component: cytoplasm; nucleus. The transcript has a single exon.